This is a messenger RNA of Zymoseptoria tritici IPO323, 438 nucleotides long. RefSeq lists its product as uncharacterized. Lineage: Eukaryota; Fungi; Ascomycota; Dothideomycetes; Mycosphaerellales; Mycosphaerellaceae. The record is from RefSeq and is a predicted model, not a curated record. The transcript has a single exon. Bases 1 to 438 code for a protein of 145 amino acids.
AUGCUGCCGGCGGAAGAGCUGCUGACGGCGGAAGAGAUGCUGGCGACGGACGAGAUGAUGCUGCCGGCGGCGGACGAGAUGUGCUGGCGAGAGACAUGCUGUCGGCGGAAGACCUGCUGGCGACAGUACAAGAGAGGUACUGGCGGGAGAACAGAACCGAACAGAAGGCAGAAUCGAUGCCGCUUUUGUGCCUCAUCACUUGACCUCAAUUACGCUCUUGUUCUUCACUCCUCUUCUCUCCUUCCUCGAAAUCACGUCAAGGCACCCACCGACACGUCAAAGCCUCGCGCCUCCUCCCACGAGGACAUCACCGCGCCCCGCCGCACCCUCGCGAGCCUUCAGACUCAGCAGCAGGAGAACCAGCGCGCACUGGCGGCCGCGAGUAGAAUCGUCUGGAGUGAUGUUGGUGGGAAUGGGAAGCCAUUCGGAGGCGGCUAG